AGAUCCCAGCAUCCCGCGGGCGGGCGGUCCGGAGCGGCUGAGCCGGUGGCCCCGCCGGCCCCCAACUCCGCGAGUCCCCGGCCCAGGCCCCCUCCCCGCCGCCACCAUGCAGGAGCUGAUCGCCAGCGUGGACCACAUCAAGUUCGACCUGGAGAUCGCGGUGGAGCAGCAGCUGGGGGCGCAGCCCCUGCCCUUCCCCGGCAUGGACAAAUCGGGUGCUGCUGUCUGUGAAUUUUUUUUAAGAGCUGCCUGUGGAAAAGGAGGAAUGUGUCCUUUCCGACACAUCAGUGGAGAAAAGACAGUUGUCUGCAAACACUGGCUCCGAGGGCUGUGCAAGAAGGGAGACCAGUGUGAGUUCCUUCAUGAGUAUGACAUGACCAAGAUGCCUGAGUGUUAUUUCUACUCCAAAUUUGGAGAGUGCAGUAACAAAGAAUGUCCGUUCUUGCACAUUGAUCCAGAGUCUAAGAUCAAAGACUGCCCCUGGUAUGACAGAGGCUUCUGUAAACACGGUCCCCUCUGCAGACACAGACACACUCGAAGAGUCAUUUGUGUGAAUUACCUGGUGGGAUUCUGUCCGGAGGGGCCCGCUUGUAAAUUCAUGCAUCCUCGAUUUGAACUGCCUAUGGGAACCACAGAGCAACCACCACUGCCUCAGCCAACACAACCACAGCAAAAGCAAAAUAACAAUCCGCCAUUACAAAGGUCAUCAUCCUUGAUCCAGUUAACGAGUCAGAACUCUUCUCCCAACCAGCAGAGGACCCCACAAGUCAUCGGUGUUAUGCAGUCUCAAAGCAACAACGUGGGGAACAGAGGUCCCCGGCCACUGGAGCAGGUCACCUGUUACAAGUGUGGUGAAAAAGGACAUUAUGCCAACAGAUGCACCAAAGGACACCUGGCCUUUCUAAGCGGACAGUGAAACAGCAUAGAGGGAGGAGAGUGCAAGGAGGUUCUUUACAUUGGGGAAAGGUUUCCACCUAGCACUAUUUCUUGAACUAUCGAUCAGUUUUGUUUUGUUUUUUAACGCCAUUAGUGAAAGAACUGUGGCCAGGGGCUGGCUGCUGAUAAACAUUUUUGUAACUGUCCAAUUUUUUUAUGUUUUAACCUUUUAAAAUAGAUCUUGGCCUCUGCCUUCUUUCACUGAGCCUAGUUGGGAGGCAGAUCUAACGGCAAAUAGAUGUGCAAACCCUCACCAACGUAGCAUUCAGCGUAAUACACAUCUUGCUCCAGUGUGUUUCUGUAAAGGAUAGCCUUUGGGAACCUCCAACCUUUCAGCAAUGCUUCUUCAAGGAGGAAGACAGACUGGAAGAACUAGUACUUGAAAUGCCUCCCACUUCAGUGAGGGAACUUGUCAUGGAGUUCUUGAAAGGAGGCCUUAUGUUCCCUUAUUCAAUCUGAGGUUUCUUAACCUCCUCUGAUGGCUUACAUAACAUGUUGUGUACCAAGAUGUAAAGUAUCUGUCUGACUGAAAUAAAAGUUUGUUUGCUUUGGCCAGAA
Gopherus flavomarginatus (Mexican gopher tortoise) is the source of this 1494-nucleotide messenger RNA. It is a transcript of the gene CPSF4, whose product is annotated as cleavage and polyadenylation specific factor 4. NCBI's taxonomy places the organism in Eukaryota, Metazoa, Chordata, Testudines, Testudinidae. Gene Ontology annotation, molecular function: zinc ion binding; RNA binding. The transcript has 8 exons. The coding region runs from base 107 to 916 and encodes 269 amino acids. The record is from RefSeq and is a predicted model, not a curated record.